AUGGCCGAGGAGACGAAGCCAGCGAGCCCCAACAACGACAUGCCUCCCACCAGCGCCCCCGAAGACGCCGAUACUCGAGCGGCGCGACGCGAGCUCAAACAACAUUCCAUCUCGGACCCUGUCGCUGAGGGCCCCAACGAUGAUGAUGGCCGUCCAGAAACACCCGCGGACGACGACGUUACCGAAGAACGCAACAACGAGCUGAAGGAGCAGCUCUCAUCACCCAAGAAGAAACGCGGCCAUGACCAGCUCGACCCCAUAAAGGACGAGGAGCCCAAGGACAACGACAGUGUCGUGUCUGCAGACUCUGCGAAGGAUAGAGCCUCGCGAUCAGAGCCUGAAAAGAAGCGACACCGCGACACAGAUGGCGAUGCUAACAGCGCCGAUGAGACAAAACCGGACCAGGACGAAAGCAAAACGGAGCCCAAGUCGGACCUCAAGACGGAGCCUAAAUCGGACCCUGAGACGGCAACUCAAGAAGACAACCCCGAAGUGACGAAAAAGGAGCCUCCGCAAACAUCAGCCAGUGCAUUUGCGGCGUCUGGCUUCGGCAAGCUUGCCGCUGGAACCUCCCCGUUUGCUGGACUUGUUGGCACCACUGGGAGCGCAUUUGGUUCACCGGGAAAAGCGCCGCUGGGAUCCUUUGCAUCGUCGAAGAAGACGGAGGCGCAAUCCCUUGCAUCGGCGCCAAAGCUGAGUUUCGGCGGCGCCACUGACGCAUCCCCAUUUGCUUCUGCGCCGCCACGAACUAACGGCUUUGGUGGCGGCCUUGGUGGAAGCGGAUUUGGUUCGGCGUCCGGCGUGAAGCCGUUGUCAAGUUUUUCUUCUGGUGCUUCAAAGCCCUUUCAGACUCAAAAGAGUGCCAAGCCCUUCGGGGCUCCGGAUAGUGAUGCUGAGGAAGAUGGAGACGAAGACAACGUCGACGAAGAAGAAGGCAAUAGCGGCGCGGAUAAGGACCGUGACGUCUUGUCAGAGAAGGACGACGACAAGUCUAAAGUAAAGCUACACAAGGUCGACGUCGAUGAUGGCGAAGCCCGCGAAAUCACCAUUUUGUCUGUCAGAGCAAAGAUGUUUGUUCACGAGAAUGACGCUUGGAAGGAGCGCGGAGCUGGCAUGCUAAAAAUUAACGCACCUAAAUCGUGUGUGGAGUUUGACGAUAAUAAUGUUGUUGUCCCCGGAUCUUUUGAUGCGUCAGCGUUGGAUGAGGAAGACGGCGACGAAGACUCCGCCAAGGUUGUUCGCCUGCUGAUGCGCCAGGAUCAAACGCAUCGCGUCAUUUUAAACACUGCCAUCAUCUCCGCCAUGAAGUUCCAAGAAAAAACCUCGCUAAAGUCAACAUCAAUUCUCUUCACAGCAUUCACUGGCGAUAGCGCGACGCCAAUGCUGGUCACAAUGAGAAUGACGGCUGCCAAUGCCAAAUUAUUCCAAGCGGAAGUAGAAAGCGGCAAGCUAGACCGAGGGAGAGGACAUGGAUUAAAAACUGGAGUUUUACACGCCAGGGCUAUACAAUACCAAAUUGUAUACGAGCUUCUACACGUGAUUUGGCGCCAGCGACGUGAACCCUUAAAUUGA
Messenger RNA from Akanthomyces muscarius, 1572 nucleotides. RefSeq lists its product as uncharacterized. The record is from RefSeq and is a predicted model, not a curated record. Gene Ontology annotation, cellular component: cytoplasm; nuclear pore. Gene Ontology annotation, molecular function: GTPase activator activity. The coding region runs from base 1 to 1572 and encodes 523 amino acids. Lineage: Eukaryota; Fungi; Ascomycota; Sordariomycetes; Hypocreales; Cordycipitaceae. The transcript is spliced from 8 exons. Gene Ontology annotation, biological process: intracellular transport.